UGGGGAAAAAAAAGAAGCAAACAAAUGACUCUCAUGCAUUAUCGGAUAUUGUUGUAACUAUCCAUAUAUUUAGUAGCAAAAUGAAAUUUGUUGAAUCUUCUUUCACCUAUAUUUAUGGUACCCUAUUACUUAUUAAUUUAAAUUACGCAAUAGUUUAGUUUUUUUUUACUAAAUUAAUAGUGAAGAUUUAGCAGCAUAGCAAUAACAUAUUCAGUAUAUUUUCACAGCACGAAACAUCAUAACUUGUGUAAAUGGAUGUAUUCAUUCAACCAACAAAAGGAAGGUCAUUUGCAAUUGAAGUUGGAUAUUUUGACACUAUUUUAGAGAUCAAAGAUAAGAUCCAAAGACAUCAAGGUAUUCCUAUACCAAAACAAACUCUUAUCUUCAAAGGUAACGUGUUAGACGAUCAUCUAAAUGUUCAUUAUUCUGAUAUCCUCGAUCGUUCUCACAUUCAACUCGUUGUAGAAUCCGAACCUGACAAGAAUAACGCGGUCAAGGCAGAACAACCAUCUCCAUCAUCACUAACGAGAAAAAUCCAACUCCUCUUCAAAAUGCCAAUAUCCAAACUCGGAGUCGUGUUAGAGGUGGACGAUACGGAUAGGGUUAGGAGGGUAAAAGAGAGAAUUCACGAUAUGGAAGGUGUACAUGUGAGUAAAUUAGUCAUGCAUGCAAAUGGAAUCGAAAUGAUGGAUCAUCAGACUCUUCAAGAAUAUGGACUUAUAAAUAAUUCAGAAAUCAAUGUUAGUAUCAAACCUAGUACCAUCAUGGUGUCCUCACCACCACCACCACCAACAACAACAACAACAAAACUUACUACUUCUUCGGGAUCGCCCAUGAAUAAUAACGGAAAUGGAUUGAAGAAAUUAAGAAUUAUGGUUUUAUCGAAAUGUGGCACUAAUAAAAUUCCGAUCGAAGUUAAUCCAUCAGACAAUGUGGGACAUUUGAAGAAAGAGUUGCAAAAAUUGGAAUUAGAGCUUCCACAAGAAGGGUAUUUUUUUAUUUAUAAACAAAAUGUUAUGGAUGAUGAUCGUUCAUUUAGAUGGCAUCAUGUAUGUCAAGGUGACACUAUUGAAAUCUUUAAUGGUAGUGUCACUGGUGGAGUUUGAUUUUAUUUAUUUUUGUUGUUGUAUU
Molecule: messenger RNA, 1131 nt
Organism: Solanum lycopersicum (tomato)
Lineage: Eukaryota; Viridiplantae; Streptophyta; Magnoliopsida; Solanales; Solanaceae
Product: ubiquitin domain-containing protein 7SL RNA1-like
Biological process (GO): proteasome-mediated ubiquitin-dependent protein catabolic process
Cellular component (GO): cytosol; nucleoplasm
Molecular function (GO): proteasome binding; ubiquitin binding; polyubiquitin modification-dependent protein binding
Source: RefSeq, a predicted model, not a curated record